AUGUUCUUCAAAGCAGCAUUAGUCUGUAAGUGCUUACUUAAUUUUCUACCAUUAUCAACAGCGAAUGUCUACGACUACCUUUGGCGACACUAUGGUUUACAAACGAGCAAGCUCUUUGGUCGAUUUGUAACAGAAGAACUUCGAUUGCGUAGAUCACAAAAUGCUAUUCGAUACAUUUCUAUAUGUAAAAAAGAAAAUUUAACCCCUACAUUCGCUCAUUUUCAUUUAGCAAAUCCUUAUAUAAACAGUAAAAGAUUAAGAAAAAAGUGUACUCGUCAUAUUUUACAGGCAGAAAUAAAGUUCAAAUACCGUCUUAUAAGUCGAACCAAAAAGUUUUUGAAGCAAUUAGAUUUAGAAUUAAAACAAUGUGUUCCUCAUUUAAUUUAUGUACGUUUACAGUCUAUUUCACAAAAAAUUGUUAAGAAAAGAAUGAAUCAAAUUGGAAAUGGACAAGAAAACAAACUCAAUGGAUUACGUGCAGCAAAAUUAAGUGAAAGUAUUUACGGACGUCCCAUUAAUCCCGUAAGGAUUACUUCGUGUAAAAUUCUCGAUCCAGUUACCAAUGUAUUACAAGAAUUGGGUGAUCCUGUGACAAAUCUUUCACACUACACAUUAAGUGAUAUCGAAAAUGCAGCUCUAAUUAACGGACUAGAUCAUGUGUAUCCACCUACAAAACUUGAUGAACCACAAUUUGUAUGCAAUAUCGAAUACUUCUAUGCUCGUCUUUUAAAUGUAAAACCAGCGCAUCGACAUUACGAGCAGAAAUCAUCAGGUGAAGUUGUUCGUCAUCAAUUAACAACAGCACAACUCAGUGCUGCAUCUGAACUUCGAGAGACUGCAAAUUCUUUUCGAAAAGUCGCUCAAUCGGAGUUGAAGAAUGUCGGUGCUGACUAUCGUAAAAUUUUUAGUACUAUUCGUUCUCUUGCAAAAAACGAAUCUAUUAUUAUUACUCGACCAGAUAAAGGACGCGGCGUAGUAAUUAUGGAUCGCGCAGAUUAUGUACAAAAAAUGAAUUUAAUUCUUGAUGAUAAAUCUGCUUUCACUUUAAUAAAUCAUGAUCCUACAAUAGAUACUGAAAACGAAAUUAUUAAAUUUCUCGGAGUUUUAAAAAAAGAAGGUUUUAUUACUAAUCAAGAAUAUGAUAUGGCCUGUCCUUCUGGAUCGAGACCGGCUCGAAUAUAUGGCGUACCUAAAUUACAUAAAAAACGAGAAAAUUAUCCUCUUCGACCUGUAAUGUCCGCUACAAAAACAGCAGCAUAUGGACUCGGUAAAAUGUUAGCUAAUCGUCUCACUGCACUUCGCACAAGUCCGUAUAUGAUCAAAGAUACAUUCGAUUUUGUUCGAAAAAUCAAAAGUUUACAACUUGGCGAUAAAAAAAUGAUUUCUUUUGACGUUACGAGCCUCUUUACAAAGGUUCCACUUACAUAUACUAUCGAUAUGAUACUCGACAAAAUGUAUCCAAAAUGUUCUUUAUCGUGCACGUAUAAACAACGAAAGCGUCUUUGUGUCGAAUGCAGAAACAGGCGAGAUUUUGAACAUCUUCUUCACUUAGCCACAUCAAAAACGCAUUUUACCUUCGAUAAAAAAAUGUACGUUCAGCAUAAUGGUGUUGCAAUGGGUGCUCCUUUGGCUCCAAUUAUCGCCGAUAUUUUCAUGUCACAUCUGGAGGAUAAGUUGAUGGAUCGCUUGAAAGAAAUUGGUGUCUGUGAGUGGUAUCGAUAUGUCGACGAUACGUUUGUACUGAUUGAACCUACAACAGAAGUAGAAGAUAUACUUAACAUUUUAAAUAAUUUUCAUUCAUCAAUCAAAUUCNACGUUCAGCAUAAUGGUGUUGCAAUGGGUGCUCCUUUGGCUCCAAUUAUCGCCGAUAUUUUCAUGUCACAUCUGGAGGAUAAGUUGAUGGAUCGUUUGAAAGAAAUUGGUGUCUGUGAGUGGUAUCGAUAUGUCGACGAUACGUUUGUACUGAUUGAACCUACAACAGAAGUAGAAGAUAUACUUAACAUUUUAAAUAAUUUUCAUUCAUCAAUCAAAUUCACACAUCAAUCAGAACAAAAUUAUUCCAUUCCUUUCCUUGAUGUAUGGAUUACUCGGUCGUCCUCAACUAAACGUUUUCAAACAGCCGUUUAUCGAAAAGAGUCAUUCUCCGGACUUCUGACAAAAAGGAAUUCAUUUGUUCCUACAGCAUAUAAAAACGCGAGUAUAGUCGGCAUGAUCCACAGAGCUUUAAAUAUUUGCUCAACAUACGAAUCUUUAGCCAUUGAAUUCGAAAAUAUUCGCCAAAUUGGCUUCCACAAUGGUUACUCUAAAUCAUUUAUCGACACUCGAAUAGGCACCGGCUUAACUAAAUUUCUCAACCCAUCUGUAACGAAUACCAGCGUCAAUAUGGAAGAGGAAAAGAAAAAGAUGUACAUAGAAGUACCAUACACUGGUGCCACUACAAAAUCGUUCACCAAACAAUUAGCACGAAUAUCCGAAAAACUUCGUCCUGAUCUUGAUGUUCGCUUUUACGCUAAACCACCACCACCAGUCCAAAUUCAUUUUAACACGAAAGAUCCAGUACCAAAACACUUACAGUCGAACGUAGUGUACUCUGUUAAAUGUGCGCAUUGCGAUGAUUUCUACGUCGGCGAAACCGAAAGACAAAUCAUCCGCAGACUUUGGGAACAUGGUGCACCAAAAUCACUAUUUCAAACAAACAUAAUUUCACUCGACGAAACAAAUAACAGCCUAAAUGAAGAAAACAACAACAAUCAAAUUGAAAACACACAGGUGCGCAAAAUGGGACAACACGUACAUAAAACAAUGCGUCAACGAGCGACACCAUAUCCUACAUCAGAAAAUCGAACCGAAGUAACAAUUCGUAAAUCGAGAAGAACUACAGCAAACAAUCAAUCCACACCACCUUCUUCAUUCAUCUACACAGGAAGCGCCAUAUCUCGUCAUAUAAACGAAACAAACCACACUAUAGACUGGGAACAUUUCAAACUAGUAUGGCAGGAUGGAAAUCAUCAUAAGCUAUUAACCAAAGAAUCUCUCGUUAUUCAAGCUUAUCAACCACAAUUGAAUCGCACAACACAUUCCAGUCCAAUGUACAUCUUUCCCGAAGGUCUCCCACAAAAUCUAAUUCCUGAUCCUCAAACUAAUCAUCAAAAUCAAACAACUAUCUCACAACCACCACAUAGUUGA
This is a messenger RNA of Adineta ricciae, 3186 nucleotides long. NCBI's taxonomy places the organism in Eukaryota, Metazoa, Rotifera, Eurotatoria, Adinetida, Adinetidae. The record is from the annotation of a GenBank genome assembly.